UGUUCAAACAUACCGUUUAGUACAACAGUUUACUUACACUUACACUUACUUUAAGGGCCCCCAGGGUUUUGGCAGAAUUUCGCGAGUUUCAGAAACCCUCGGCCGCAGCUAUGUGAAGUGGGUGGGAUUAGGGCAUUUCCAGAUUAUCGCAAUCAACGGACACCGAUGAGCGCGUCACACUCUGUGAGAACUGUCACAGGUGUUAGUUGUGAACUCGAAUCGCUCACGAUCACAGUGUGACCGUACCGAUGGCAGCGCAAAUACAUUCCUCGAUGUUUCUGUUCGACGUUCCCCCGACGGUCAUGGAGACGUUUUGUAAAAUAAUCGACAGCGGUGACGGAAGCAUGGGGUGGAGGGCUCUGGCUUCGCGUAUCUUGCCGAACUGGUUGGAGAUGAGAUACACCGAGAGGCUGGAGGCGGCGGGCAAGAGUCCAACGCGGGAGCUGCUGUGGUCCUGGGCCCAGAAGAACAAAACCGUAGGAGACUUGCUGGCUGUGCUGGAGGAUAUGGGCCACGAGCGAGCGGUGCACUUGCUCAGCACAGGAGGUAUGAAGACUGUGUCUUCCACAGGAAAUGGUUGUAUAAUAAGUCCAAAAGAAAACACUGUGCAACCACAGUACUCUCUCCAGGCGGGGCGAGACGCUGACAUCAGCGAGACAACACAUGACAGUGGCCUGCUCUGUUAUUUAAACAGCUCUGCCAAUGGAGGUAAAGUCCAGAGAUACAGGAUAUCUUACUCAGAUGUCAUAAUGGCAACUCAGAACUUCCACCAGAGCCUGAAGAUUGGUGAAGGGGCCUUUUCUGAGGUGUACAAAGGAGUGAAGGGAAACCAGACAUUUGCUGUUAAGAUGUUGAAGCAGGAAAAAAAGGAUGCUUGGAAGAAGCUAUGGAAUGCUUUCAGGACGGAAAUCGAAGUUCUUCACCUCUAUCAGCACCCCAAUAUCCUGGAACUGUGGGGCUGCUUUUCAGACGGGGACAGGUACUGCGUGGUCACCCCCUACCUUCCCAACGGGUCACUGUGCCACAGAUUACAUGGCCAGGGGGCAGGUCUUCCCUUGUCCUGGCAGGAGCGACUCGGCAUCAUCAAAGGCACAGCGAGGGCGGUGACACACCUGCACACCACCCAGCCUUGCAGUGUCAUCUGCGGGAACAUCACCAGUGCGAAUAUACUGCUGGAUGACCAGCUGCAACCCAAGCUUUCUGAUUUCGGCAUGGCCUGCCUGAGACCGCACUCUGUCAAUCAGACCUGCACCAUCGCCAUGGAUGCCGGCUCCCUCGGCACCCUGGGAUACCUGCCAGAGGAGUACAUCCGCGAUGGCAAGCUGUCUGUCAAGCAGGAUGUGUACAGCUUUGGGGUGGUGGUAAUGGAGACCCUAACUGGACUGAGACCUGUACUAGAGACUCCAAAACACAUCUUGCUGAGAGACAUGCUGUGCAGGGAGGUGGAGGAGAGCGGAGGCACAGACGUCUGCCUGUGUCACCUGGAUGGGAGUGCCGGCCGCUGGCCACACGCCAUGGCCCUCUGCCUCUUCCGCCUGGCCAUGGAGUGCACCAGCGGGCGGCCAAGGAGCCGGCCCCACAUGAGUGCGGCCCUGCAGGUGCUGAGCCAGCUACUGCCACUGCCCUGCCUGCCUGAGGACCAGCCUCGCACCCUGGACAGCACCGCCAACCUGACGGGGCAUCAGGGUGCCGGCGCCAGCCUUCCGGUGGAGGACGACGAAACGAGCCCGCCCCUAUUGGCCACUCAGGACCCGGGCCCCUGCGAGUGCAGCCAAUCGGAAGUCACCUACCUGGGUGAGCAGUAUAGGGAGAGAGAGCGGGAAGCCGGUGCUGCGCAGCAGGACGUGGGCGUCAGAGCUCCUGCGCAGAGCUGGCGGUCGUGGCCCUCGGACCUGUACGGCAGCUGGCCUGUACAGUGCAGCUGCGCAGCCGAGGAGAACGGGCAGGAGUGCGAGGACUGCAGGGCAAACGGGUUCACGCCCUCGCGGGAGGAUGCCACUGCAGGCGGAGACACGCACUGCUCCCAGAAACAGGAAGUUGUGGAGAAUGUGGCCAAGGAGAGGUUCAGGGACAAGAUCCAGCUGUACAACAGCGGCCUGCUCAACACGGAGGAGCUCCUCUCCAUGGAGCUGGUCCCGCCGCGGCCGUCGCCAGGCAACAGCAGCGCCUGGCAGAGCAGUUAGAGCAGCUGACCUCACAGCCACAGGGAGUCUUCUGUCAUUCCCCUGAGAUACCUCACCUUAACU
Molecule: messenger RNA, 2246 nt
Organism: Megalops cyprinoides (Indo-Pacific tarpon)
Lineage: Eukaryota; Metazoa; Chordata; Actinopteri; Elopiformes; Megalopidae
Gene: irak3
Product: interleukin-1 receptor-associated kinase 3
Exons: 13
Coding region: 249-2183 (644 amino acids)
Biological process (GO): protein phosphorylation; signal transduction
Cellular component (GO): plasma membrane
Molecular function (GO): protein binding; ATP binding; protein kinase activity
Source: RefSeq, a predicted model, not a curated record